AUCUCCAAGUAGUCCGAAACGGAGUGAUUCAGCAAAGCUGCCUCCUUUGUGACACUGACAGAUGGGGUCCGUCGAGCAGAAGCCGGCGGCGGCGGCGGAGGUGAUCUUCCGGUCGAAGCUGCCGGACAUCGCCAUCACCAACACCCUGCCGCUCCACCGCUACUGCUUCGAGCGGCUCCCGGAGGUAGCCGGCCGCCCCUGCCUCAUCGACGGCGCCACGGGCGACGUGCUCACCUACGCCGACGUCGACCGCCUAUCCAGGCGCCUCGCGGCGGCGUUCCGCCGAGCGCCGCUGGGGCUGGGGCGCGGGGCCGUCGUGAUGAACCUGCUGCGGAACUCGCCGGAGUUCGUGCUGUCGUUCUUCGCGGCGUCCCGCGUCGGCGCCGCGGUGACCACGGCGAACCCGAUGUCCACCCCGCACGAGAUCGAGAGCCAGCUCUCCGCCGCGGGGGCCACCGUCGUCAUCACCGAGUCGAUGGCGGCCGACAAGCUCCCGCCCCACGGCGUCGGCGGCGGCGCGCCGCCCCUCACCGUCGUCCUCAUCGACGAGCGCCGCGACGGCUGCCUCCACUUCUGGGACGACCUCAUGUCAGGAGACGAGGCGGCCGCCAACGACGCCGGCGGCGACGACGACGAGGGGUUCGACCCGGACGACGUGGUGGCGCUGCCGUACUCCUCGGGGACGACGGGGCUCCCGAAGGGCGUGAUGCUGACGCACCGGAGCCUGAGCACGAGCGUGGCGCAGCAGGUCGACGGCGACAACCCCAACAUCGGCCUCCACGCCGGCGACGUGAUCCUGUGCGCGCUGCCCAUGUUCCACAUCUACUCGCUCAACACCAUAAUGAUGUGCGGCCUCCGCGUGGGCGCCGCCAUCGUCGUCAUGCGCCGCUUCGACCUCGCCGCUAUGAUGGACCUCGUCGAGCGCCACCGCGUCACCAUCGCGCCGCUCGUCCCGCCCAUCGUCGUCUCCGUCGCCAAGAGCGAGGCGGCGGCGUCGCGCGACCUCUCGUCGGUGCGGAUGGUGCUCUCCGGCGCCGCGCCCAUGGGCAAGGACAUCGAGGACGCCUUCAUGGCCAAGCUCCCCGGCGCCGUGCUCGGACAGGGCUAUGGGAUGACCGAGGCCGGGCCGGUGUUGUCAAUGUGCCUGGCGUUCGCCAAGGAGCCCCUGCCAGUGAAGUCCGGCGCAUGCGGGACGGUGGUGCGCAACGCCGAGUUGAAGAUCAUCGACCCCGACUCCGGCGAGUCGCUCGGUCGAAACCGGCCUGGUGAGAUCUGUGUCAGGGGGCAACAGAUCAUGAAAGGUUACCUGAACAACCCGGAGGCCACCAAGAACACCAUUGACGCCGACGGGUGGCUGCACACCGGCGACAUCGGCUACGUCGACGACGACGACGAGAUCUUCAUUGUGGACAGGCUCAAGGAGAUCAUCAAGUACAGGGGCUUCCAGGUGGCCCCUGCAGAGCUGGAGGCUCUUCUCAUCACCCAUCCAAACAUUGCUGAUGCUGCUGUUGUUGGGAAACAAAUUGAGCCUGAAAUCGGAGAAAUCCCGGUCGCGUUCAUAGCGAAAACUGAAGGGAGUGAGCUGAGUGAAGAGGAUGUCAAGCAAUUUGUAGCUAAGGAGGUGAUCUACUACAAGAAGAUCCGGGAGGUCUUUUUCGUCGACAAAAUCCCCAAGGCGCCGUCAGGGAAGAUCCUGAGAAAGGAACUGAGAAAACAUCUGCAAAAUCUUCAACAACCAGCCUGAUUUAAAAUUUGCCUAAAAAAAGCCUGAUUUAAAAUCGGACUCGGACCUGGAAAAAAAUUAGCAUGAACAAGCAAGAUACAUAGUUCUAAUAUUGCAACUCACGCAUGCUAUUUUGAAUAGUUUUUGUCCGAUUUAUAUGUGGGGAAAAAAAUACUAAGGUACAAAUGGAUAAUAGUUCUGUGCAAUACAGGUGUUGUUAGGUUGGUUUGGUUUGCUCAUUGCAAAGGCACAGGAAUCUGGGGAAGCCAUGUACAAAAAUGUUCAGACCUGUCUAUUGUUCUUGCUGGUAUUUUUGUAAUGUUUUCUAUAAACAUUAUAUCAUUCAUUGUUAUUAAUAAUUCUAUCUAUAUACCAUGUAUUUUUUUUGGUCUGGUUCUAAU
Messenger RNA from Oryza brachyantha (malo sina), 2124 nucleotides. RefSeq names its product probable 4-coumarate--CoA ligase 1. The record is from RefSeq and is a predicted model, not a curated record. Gene Ontology annotation, molecular function: CoA-ligase activity. The transcript is spliced from 5 exons. Bases 62 to 1744 code for a protein of 560 amino acids. Lineage: Eukaryota; Viridiplantae; Streptophyta; Magnoliopsida; Poales; Poaceae.